UUUUAUUUUAAAAAUUAACGGAAAAAUGUCUUCUUCAGAUGAGGAAUAUUUUGAUAUUGAUGAACUUCAAGAGGGUAGAGAUGCUGGAAAAAAUAAAAAUGAUGUUGAUUUAAGUGAAAAUAGUGAUCAGGAUGAGUUACAAGUUGCGUUUAGACAAGGACUUUUAAAUAAACCUGGACUGUUUGUUUCUCAAAUUAAAAAGCGGGAACCGAUUUAUAAGAAGGAAGAGAUGUUGAGGAAAUUGUCAACUUUUAACACAGAAAGGGAUUGGAUUGAUACUUUACAAAUCAAAUUUAAUCCAGAAUUGUGUUAUAAUGAUUCUGUGGAUCAAGAUUUGGAACGGGAAGCUGCUUUUUAUAAACAAAGCCUCAAUUCUGUUCAAAAUGCGAAACAACGUUUAAAAGCACUGGGUAUUCCAACUGAUCGGCCUUCUGAUUAUUUUGCUGAAAUGGCAAAGGGAGAUACUCAAAUGGAUAAAAUUAGACGAAAAAUUCUUGAAACAAAGAAUAUUAAAGAACGGAAAGAAAAUGCUAGAAGAUUGCGAGACGAAAAGAAAUUUGCCCGUAAAGUCCAAAAAACACGUGAGGAGCAAAAAUUGAGAGCUAAAAAGAAGUUGCUGGAUGCUACAAAAAAGCAUAGGAAAGGAAAUAAAGCGCCUUUGGAAGAAAUUUUAAAAAAUCCAAAAUUUGAAAGGAAGGGAGGGUUUCAGAAAAAGAAGAUGAACAGAACUGCGAGAAAUACAAAAUAUGGGUUUGGUGGAAGGAAGAAGGGGUCAAAAAGGAAUGAUAAACAAAGUUUUAAUCUUAUGUAG
Messenger RNA from Meloidogyne enterolobii, 811 nucleotides. The record is from the annotation of a GenBank genome assembly. NCBI's taxonomy places the organism in Eukaryota, Metazoa, Nematoda, Chromadorea, Rhabditida, Meloidogynidae.